GAUCCUGUUGGUUGCCGGCGGCUGUGCGGCGCUGUCAGUCAGUGAGCGGCGAGAAGUCGAGGAUCCGCGACGGCCCGUGCCAUGAGUCAGUGUCCCGCCAUGGACCGCCAGCGUGGGCCGCCUCGGACACACUAUUGAUUACGGGCGCGCGGUGGCGGUGGAAGAGCCCAGCUGGCCCGGCAUGGCGGACGGCGCCGUGCUGCACCGUAUUUCUCUGUGUGUGGCUGCCUUCUGCGUGACUCUGAACGCCCAUGCGGACCUCAAGUGCGUGUGAGUUGUGGCCGGCACGCCUACGCCCGCAGGCAACACCAUGGGGGCCUGUAUGACUCGGUGCUGGCCCCUCUACCCCGACCCCAGGUACCAACCAGUGAGAAGCCGCUACCUCAGGCAAGAUGAUACUGUUCAGGCGCAACCAAGGAGAACGUUCAGUCUGACAUCUAGCUCCGAUGAAUCUCUGUGCAUGCCCGAAGACCUGGUGCCAUGUAGUGACCCUGGUGAGGGUGGCUCCCCUCGGCUUGAGGACGACCUUCCCCUCUGCCUGUCGCCGCUCCCCGCCUCGACCACACUCCUGCUGGGGCCGCUGCAGGGCUCCCCUCCGCUCGCCCGCCCGCUCUCUGCACUUUCCCUCUCGUCAGGAGAACCACCUAGCACUCUCUUGAGCACAGGCUCACGCUCUAGCACGCCGCUGCUGCCGCUAGACUCACCUCCUCACUCACCCCCCUCGGUAGGGCGGCCUCUUUGCCAGACACGAUUCUACCGCCUCGCAUCGCAGGCGGAGGACGAGGUGGAGCUGACGCCGCACCUGGAGCAGCAGGACUGCGGGGCCGACACCAUGGUCAGCUGUGAUAACAAGGCCGUGACCUCGAGCGCGGGCGGGCGGCGCUGGGGCAUGCGAGGCGACCCCGGCUCCCUCCCGUCCCUCACCGAGCCCGAAUCCCCCCCGACCACCUCGCUUGACCUGGAGUGGGAGCCCGAAGCCGGUCUCGGCGUCGGGAGCCGCGAGUCUCUGGGUGACGACCGCGAGGAGGAGGCCUCUCACACGGCGGAGUCGGGGUCGUGGGUGCCCCGGUCAUCGUGCUCGACGCCCAACAGCCUCGAGUGGGACUUCCGCGCCUCCACGCUCAGCCUCCGCGGCGGCAACGAGGACGAGGCGUGGCAACACACUGACAUGGAGACGGAGCAACUCCUGCACGAGAUAGAGCAGCUUGCGGCGCGCGCCCUCGCCGACACGGGGCACGGACUGCAAUCCGCUCCCAGAUAGGAACAGCACUGAGUGGUUAGCACACGAAGGACCUUUGUACAGCCGGCCUGGUGCUCGGGGAUCGCGCGUAGUUCCAGCUCAGGCGGAACACACUGGGAGGAAGAGGGUGUCCCGUGGCCGUUUAACGGUACCUGAACAGUGGCGAAAAAAUGGAUUCUCUUCUCUUACUGCGUCGACUUCUAAGACGGAAAAACUCUAAUUAGGCAUUACAGUUUCUAUAGUUCUUCACUUCAGGGCUAAGCAAUACCAUUUCAGCAUCAUAUCAACACAUACAAGCACAAAUGUUUGAUUCUACUAAACCACAGGUCUUUCCUCCCUAGUUGCAUUUAAAACCUUGUUCCUAAGACCUUUGCCCUAGGAGAAAGCCCACGCUGUUCGGCCACCGUGUCUCUUCCUCCACCUGCCGAUGGAAAUCUGUGAUUGUAUACAAAAUAGUGCGAAAUUCGAAAACCACUUACCAGGGGGUUAGAUAUCGAUCCGGCAAGUGAACCGUCUGAAAAUGGAGACCAGAGUGAACCGGAACCUCCAAGCAAAGCCCUUCUCCAGAACCUGCCUUCGCCUCCCCGAAACCCCGGCCGGUUCUCACCCGCACAUCGAGAGCUUCCUCCGCACGCUCCAGGCCGCGACGACCUCACCCGUGCAAGACGCUCUUACAUGCAUGUUGCUCUUAAACUCAAAUUCUGGUUGUUUAUACGGCAAUGACCCCGAACGGAGAGAAAAACACACAGAAAUCUCGAAAAAUUUCAAAUUCAAGAUGAAAAGACGUUGGAGAAUUGUAUACGAUAUGUAGAGUAACUCUUUGACUUUACAUCAAGUUUGGUCUUCAAGGCUGUAACAAGAGAGAUGGCACGGCUUCCUUGCACCUGUUGCCACCCCUUCGUUGACAGACUACCAUAUCCACCUCUUCUGAAUGGGAUGGGCGUGGAUUGACAUUCAGUGGCCGCCUUCCUCAGACUUCACAUAAGACCUGCAUUGUUGUAGCUGUGGAUAUAAAGUGGAUAUACAAGCCCUUCAGACAUUUAUAU
Molecule: messenger RNA, 2286 nt
Organism: Penaeus indicus
Lineage: Eukaryota; Metazoa; Arthropoda; Malacostraca; Decapoda; Penaeidae
Exons: 7
Coding region: 311-1261 (316 amino acids)
Source: RefSeq, a predicted model, not a curated record